AUGGCUAAGCUGUUUAUUGGUGGCCUUGCAUGGCACACCGAGGAGGCCACUCUGCGCCAGAAGUUUGAAGAAUUCGGCGCCGUUGAAGAAGCGGUUGUGGUCAAGGAUCGAGACACUGGCCGAAGCCGCGGCUUCGGCUUUGUGCGAUACACCCAGGAAGCGGAUGCCCAGAGUGCCAUCGCCGCCAUGAACAAUGUCGAGUUUGACGGCCGAACGAUUCGAGUCGACAAGGCCUCCGACAAUGGUCCUCGCGGCGGAGGAGGCUUCGGACGCGGCGGCCACGGCGGCUACGGACGGGGUGGAUAUGGUGGUCCUCCGCAGUACGGCGGCCCUCCUCCAGGCGCCGGAUACCCCAUGGGCCAGCCCAACGUCUACCCGCCUGUCGCAUACGGUCGCGGAUACCCGGUACCGCCGCAGGGCUAUGCCCCGCCCCCUCAAGGAUACGGAGCUCCCCAGUAUGGCUACCCCGACCCGGCUAUGCAGCAGCAGCCCCAGCAGCCGCCCCAGCAGCCUCCUCAGGGCGGGCAGGGCUAUUAG
Molecule: messenger RNA, 537 nt
Organism: Cordyceps fumosorosea ARSEF 2679
Lineage: Eukaryota; Fungi; Ascomycota; Sordariomycetes; Hypocreales; Cordycipitaceae
Product: glycine-rich RNA-binding protein
Exons: 5
Coding region: 1-537 (178 amino acids)
Molecular function (GO): RNA binding
Source: RefSeq, a predicted model, not a curated record